Elaeis guineensis (African oil palm) is the source of this 2364-nucleotide messenger RNA. Its product is annotated as mitogen-activated protein kinase kinase 10. Gene Ontology annotation, molecular function: protein serine/threonine kinase activity; ATP binding. The record is from RefSeq and is a predicted model, not a curated record. Gene Ontology annotation, cellular component: cytoplasm. Gene Ontology annotation, biological process: protein phosphorylation. NCBI's taxonomy places the organism in Eukaryota, Viridiplantae, Streptophyta, Magnoliopsida, Arecales, Arecaceae.
GGGAAUGAACCAUAUUUCAUAGAAGAGGCUUAUAAGUAGGGGAACGUGAUCUUCCAACCUUCCAGAAUUGGUACGUGGCACUAAUCGAUUUGAAGUGCGAUGUUGCUAACGGACCUCUAAUCCUGCGACACCCACGUUGUCGUAUUGGUAACAAAGAUAACGACAAGAAGGCCCUCAGCCAAGAUCUCCGCUUACGUCACCACCCAGCGCUCGCCCGCCCCACCAACCUCGGAUCUCCCUCGCACGUGUCGCCACCCGACGCUCCUCCUCUUCCGCACGUGCGCUUUCUCCUUGCUUCUAGCUGCUAUAUUUCUGCGCCCCGUGCACCCAAACAGGAAGGGGAGGCGAGAGAGAGAGAGAGAGAUGGUAAUGGUGAGAGAGAGGAGGCACCAACAAGCACUGAAGCUUCCCUUGCCACCCCCACCGGUGGCGAUGCCAGAAUUCCCCUACCACUUUCCCGACUCCCCCGGGACCGUAGACCGCCUCUCGGACCUCGAGAAGCUCUCGGUCCUCGGCCAUGGCAGCAGCGGCACCGUCUACAAGGUCCGCCACCUCCGCACCUCCUCCCUCUUCGCCCUCAAGGUCCUUCGCUUCGGCCCCAACGCCGCCGACGCCCGGCGCCAAGCAGCCCGGGAGGCCGACAUCCUGACGCGCGUCGACUCUCCAUUAGUGGUCCUCUGCCACGGCGUGCUCGAGGGAAGCGGUGACGAUCAUCUCUGCCUUGUCAUGGAGUACAUGGCCGGCGGCUCCCUCCACGACGUUCUCCGAGCCCGCCGGAGGCUACCUGAGGGGCUUAUCGCCGGGGUGGCAAGGCGGGUGCUGGAGGGCCUACGCUACCUCCACGGGAUGGGUGUCGUGCACCGUGACAUCAAGCCCUCAAACCUUUUAAUCGGCAGCCAUGGAGAGGUGAAGAUUGCCGACUUCGGGGCGAGCCGGGUGGUGGCAGCGGCAGCGGCAGUGGGGCCCGCAGCCGGUGGUGGCGAUGAUGCCUGCGCGGGCACAUGCGCGUAUAUGAGCCCAGAACGGUUCGACUCGGAGGGGUUCGGGGAUGGGGGAGGAUUCGCUGGUGAUGUUUGGGCCCUGGGGGUGGUGCUGCUGGAGUGCUUUGUGGGCCGGUUUCCACUUGUGGAGGCAGGGGAACGACCAGAUUGGGCCACAUUGAUAUUCGUCGUUUGCUUUGGCGGCCCACCGGCGGUGCCGGAUGCUGCGUCGCCGGAGUUCCGGAGCUUUUUGGGAAGGUGCUUGGAGAAGGACUGGAGGAAGAGAGGGACGGUGGGGGAGCUCCUGAGCCACCCUUUUGUUGCCAAGUGCUGUUCCACGGAAGGCUUGGUUGAUGACACUUUCUAUAUAUAGUGGAGGUGAUAGGAACCUAAGGGCUGCUUGGGCUUUUCUACUGGGCUAGGUUUUAGAAUUCUAAACUUUUUUCCGCAAUGAAAGUGACAGCAAUUGACAGAUGAACACAUGCAGAGUGUUAUUUUUCCAUUAUUUGUUGUAACAAGUUUUGCGUGGCUAAAGUCUCACGAAAAUGCGGGCAAAUAGAUUUCCUACUCAGCGUAUGUUUUGCAAAACAGGUCAUGAGCCAUUUUGUAAUAUGUUUUUUAUUGGAUAUUCUAUUAGUUACAGCUAGUUUGUAAUCUCAGAUGGUUAAUCCAUGUUUCCUUUAGUCAUAUGUUUGAUAGAAUUAGAUAUCCAAAUUUUCCUUUUCAGUUGCAAUCACGGAUGUUAGAUUUGCUUGACAGAGAAAAGCAUAAUCUUUUUUUCAGAAAAUAAAAGCAUGCACUAUUUCUCCUAACGCGUCACACAUGCUAUACUGUAGCGGUGUUAACAGAGAUCUAAUGAAGAGAAGGCGAUCACAUGUUGUGGAUACGUUAUAUGAAAAUCUGGCGAUGACCCCUAAGUAAUUGAAUCCACUGAAAGAUCAGAUAUUCGGACAAAAGAAUAAUAAAACAAUAGUACCCCCAACAAAGAUCGCGAUGACUAAGAUAAAGAGUUAAUUGGACGUGCACUCAAUUAGUUAAUCUCGUCCACGUUAUUCUGGUCUUCUGUAUGCACCAAAUUGGAGCCACGUAAUGUCUGUGGUCACCGCCUCGCCUGCUCAUUUACCCAUCCAAUGUGGCAGGACUGGGGCGCAAUUUUUUUGAGGGGAAAAUGACCGGAGACUGGUGCAAUUUAAUUGGACUUGGCCGUUCACGGGAUACGACACGACAUCAGCACCAGGUCAGACGUGUAACCGAGCAGGCUAUGCAGUGGCACCUGCGGCAAUUUUCUUCUGGAACCCAUAUGGAUAAAGAUAAGAGGUGCCGCCGUUGCUGGCAGCUGAUGCUUAAGGAACAUCCUCUGUAAGGUUUUGAUUAGCCUCCUUUU